AGUUGGAACGGCUGCCACUUGUCCGGACUUCUGAUGACUGUGGUCACUGCGUGGCUUCUAGGAAUCUGGUAUUUUGCAGCAAUACACCGCAUAACAAUAGGAUAUUUACUUCAGUUGUUGCCGUCAGAAAUUAUAUAUAAAAUAAAAAAGUGACAUCUGCUGCAGCAAUUGGUUUCAUCUUACGUUUGGUAAAAUGGAGAGCACGGAGACCGAAGAAUUUACACCGCGUCCGUAUCAAGUGGAUUUGUAUGAGAGAGCUCUUAUACAUAAUUCCAUACUUUAUUUGCCAACCGGUGCCGGCAAAACUUACAUCGCUGUCAUGUUGAUCAAGGCCCUGAGUCCAGCCGUUAGGAUACCUUUCUCAGAGGGUGGAAAGAGAACUAUUUUUGCUGUUAACACGGUGCCCCUUGUCAUACAACAGAGCGGAUAUAUUGCAAGACAUACUGGUCUCGCAUGUACUGGGUACAGUGGGGACAUGAAAGUAGACUUCUGGAGUGGCGAUAAGUGGAAAGAAGAAUUUGAAAAGAAUCAGGUCCUCGUGAUGACAACGCAGAUAUUCCUUGACAUUUUGGAGCAUGGUUACAUGUACCUCAAUCGAGUGAACCUCCUCAUUUUCGACGAGUGUCACCGAGCUGUUGGAGACCACACGAUGCGGCAAAUAAUGAGAAAGUUCGAGAAUUAUCCUGAGAACGAGCAGCCAAGAUUUCUCGGUACCUCAGCAACUUUACUGAAUUCCAACGUUAAAUUAGAAAAAAUUACCGAGAGUGUACACGCUCUGGAGAUCACUCUCCAUUCAAAAAUUAUAACGGUCGAUACAUUGACUUCAGUAACAGGCUACGGUAAACCAAAAGAGAUAUUUGUCGAGUACGGGCCCGUUUCCCGUCAAUUUGAUCCCAUCAUUUCCGUUGAACUGGCACGUAUGAUAGAAUUUCUGAGCAGUGUUGUAUUGGAAGUGCCCAAUAGGAAUGAAGCAACCAGUCAUAUCUUUCAGCCACAGCAGAGGGCCACAAAACUGAAAAACAUCAUUGUUGACAUCCAACAGCACAUAUUCAGCCAAGAUCUUUAUGGUGGGAGCAGAGCAAUCCUCCUCCACACACUGCAACUGGAAAAAAUGAAAAAGAGUGUUAACGACGCUGACACUCUCAUAGUUCUGAACUAUCUCGUCUCCCAAUUCACAUUUCUCCGACAUGUCAUUGAGAACGAGAUUAAUAGACAGGUGCUGACGGAAUUUGAGAAAAUUACCAAUUACUCAUCAGAGAAGAUAAUGAAACUCCUAGAACUAUUGCGAAAGUAUUAUAAUGAUUACGAAGGAGCUAAAACAACUGGAAUAAAUAAAUUCUGUUGCAUAGUAUUCGUACGUCGUAGAUUCACAGCUAAAGUUCUGUACCAUAUACUAAAAAAUGCAUCACAGAGUAGUAAGAGGUACGCCUUUAUUAAGUCGGAUUACAUACUUGGCUUUUCAGCAAAUCCAUACAAGAACUCAUGUGAGGAUAUCUGCAUACAGAAGUGGAACAGAGAGGCUCUGAUUAGAUUUCGAAAUGGUCUAUCGAACAUUUUAAUUUCCACAGAUGUAUUGGAUGAAGGUAUUGACAUACCUCUCUGCUCUCUGGUGGUACGGUACGAUUUGUCCACCGACUUCAGAUCCUAUGUGCAGAGUAAAGGUCGAGCACGCUCCUCACGCAGCAACUACGUCAUGAUGAUUUCCUCUACAGAUGCACAAAAGGAAAGAUUACAGCAUCAAACCUACAGUAGAACAGAAGCCAUAUUGAGGACAUACCUGACAGGCAACACUGAUGCGAGAUCACUACCAAUACCUGAUGAAUUGAAGAAGUUUCUUUACUCCACGGAAAUUGAGCCAUACGUGAUUGUAGGAUCGAAUGGACAGCUCUCUUCAAUUUCAGAUAUCAGUGCAAUCAGUUUGGUUCACCGUUACUGCACUAAAUUGUGUGGAUCUAAAUUUGUGCGAUGUAUACCCACGGUAAAAAAUCACAAAACAAACGACGAACAAAAAUUUCUUGUUUCAAUUACAAUGCCAAUAACAUCUCCCCUGAGAGAAGAAAUAUUUGGGGACAUCAUGCCCAGCAUCACAAUGGCUAAACGCUCAGCUGCAUUAAAAGCCUGCAUUGCUCUUCACAAAUGUGGAGAAUUGAAUGACAGAUUACUACCAUUAGAUACCAAAGACAUCAUCGAAGAUACAACACUUUUGUUAGUGAAUUGGAAGGCAGAGGAUAAUGCUGCUCUGAGGUCUGUCCCUGGCACUUAUGCCUGUAAACGUCCUCAUAAUCUUAAUCAUCCUGAGGAAUUAUGUCGAGCUUAUCCUCAGCCGAAUGUUGCAUCCUAUCUUCACGUCAUUAAUGUGCAACCGAAUUAUCCAUGGCCGUAUCAGGAGAAGCGACACAGAGAACAGGUGUUUCACAAUCUCCUCAACGAACCAUCUGGAUUUGCUAUUUUGUCCAGUAAAAAAAUGUCUCAAGUUCCUGGAUUUCCAUUGUUUAUGACUGUCGGGCCCCUAGAAGUGGAUAUCAACGUCAACCACAGUCAAGUUGUUUUAUCCUCCACUGAAAUUGAUCAUUUGAAAAAUUUCCAUUGUGUGUUAUUUGAAGACGUAUUGGGGGUUGUUAAGCAUUUUACAAUGUUUGAUAAUGAAAAUAUGGAGGAAAAUUAUCUCAUUGUGCCUAUCGACGCUAAUAAGAAUAUUGAUUGGAGCAUUGUUAAUGAAAAUCAAGAGAUUCUCAAAAUUCCUCAUUCAUCAGGAGAUCAACCCCAUGAGGCGGCAUCGACGACAGCAUUGGCGAUGAUGGAAUACGCAAGUAAUUGUAGUAGUAAUGUGGUAUACAAUGAUGACGACUGGCAGUUAGUGAAGCCGAAUUAUCGAGAUACUGUUUACAUCGUUACUGAAAUCUGUCGUUCUCUGAACCCCUUUUCUUCAUUUCCUACUAGUGAUUACCAGAACUACCAGCAUUAUUACGCUGAGAAACAUGGUUUGGCGAUAACAAAUUUCAGGCAACCCUUGCUGGAAGUCAAGGCCAUAUCUACGAAUAUUGACUACAUCAAACCAAGAGGUAGAAGUGCUUCAUCAAAAAGAAGAGAGAGGGACAAUUUUGAGGAGCAUUUGGUGCCAGAAUUAUGCGAAAGAAUAACAUUUCCGCGUCUCUAUUGGCUCAAGGCAAUGUAUCUACCUUCGGUGAUUCAUCGACUCUCCCAGCUGUUAAUUGCUGAGGAUUUGAGGAAGAGAAUAGUACGAGAGACAGGUCUGGGAGUGAUCGAAGUUGCUAAUGGGGCCUGGCCACGUCUUCAAAUCUUUGAGGAUAAUGACAAAUUGGAUACAUCGAGCGCUUCAGAUAAAAGUAUGGAAGAUGAGGAGGAUAACGAUUUCGUUGACGAUACCGAGCAUGAACGAGAUGAUGUGAGGGAACAGGAGACUAUCGAUGAUUCAGAGGGUUUCUUUCAGAUGCUAGAUAGUAUGAAGAAUGCAGAGCCUGAACUACCUGCACCACUGGAGGUGGAUAUUCUGAGUUUGGAGUCUACCGCGUACGGUUGGUCGAAGGAUAAAGAACCUAUUGACCUCGAGAGGAAUAUUGAAAAGAUUCAACUUAUCGACGUCGAGUACUAUAUCCAGUUCACCAAUGUUCGGUCGAGGAAUGAAGAAAUCCUCAAGAAAAAAUGUGAGGCCUAUCGUUUUGUUAAACGCCCCAACAUUCCAGCUCCAAAACUCCAGAUAGCAGAUACCGAUCAGACAACUGUUGGAACUCUAUUGACUGGUCCAACUCCACUGGAAAUCAUGUACGCUCUGACAACGAAACCAGCCAGAGAUGCAUUUAAUCUGGAACGCUUGGAGACCCUGGGAGAUUCAUUUCUCAAGUACAUUGUUUCAGCCUAUCUUUUUGAGCGUUAUCCAUUAUACACUGAGGGUAAACUCACAAUUUUCAAGGGCCAGGUCAUUGGCAAUCGUCAUCUAUUCUAUUGUGGAGAAAAUAAAUCAAUUCCAGGAAGUUUAAAGAUCGAUGACUUUGAAGCCAAGAGUAAUUUCACGUGUCCCUGCUUCAAUGUUCCUAGAGAAAUUCAGAAAAUUAUUAGAGACGAGAACAGUUCACCAAAUGUCUUGUACGAGAUUUAUUUGAGUUCUGAUGAGAGGAAAAAAGGUGAAUUGUCAGAUAAAACAAAGGGAAUAUCUAGCGAGACUAUUAAAUUCUGGUCGCAGAAAGGAAUGAGUAGUCAUACGAGAACGGAGAACUACCUGGGGGUCCAGAUAAUCAAAGAUAAAAUGGUAGCAGACUCUGUGGAAGCUUUGAUCGGAGUUUAUCUGAAUGCAAUGGGUCCUGCAGGUGCCACGAAGCUUGUCAAGUGGUUUGGAAUCCUCCCUGCAGACGCCAAUGUCGAGACCAUUCUUCAUGGCAAAGCUAGAACUUCCAAAUUAAGCACUGGAGACCCAGACAUUCAUAUGCCUUGGGCUGCUUCAAUUGAGAAUACCCUGGAAUACAAGUUCAAGGAUCGAUCCUUUUUAUUGCAGGCUUUUACUCAUCCUUCGUAUUCCAAUAAUAACAUUACGACUGAUUAUCAAAGACUUGAAUUCUUAGGAGAUGCACUUAUUGAUUAUUUGAUAACUGUACAUAUCUAUCGAAGCUGUGGAAAUCUAACACCAGGAGAUUUGACUGAUCUGAGAUCAGCAUUAGUGAAUAACAUAACUUUUGCCUGUCUAACUGUCAAGUACGGACUUCAUACAGGGCUCUUGGCUUUUUGUCCUACAUUGACAGAUGCAAUUGAUAAAUUUGUUUCUUUCCAAGAAGAAAAGGGACACAAAGUUGGGGAUGAUCUCCAUUGGAUUCUGCUGGAGGAGGACGAGUGCAACAUGGCUGAGUAUGUCGAGGUGCCAAAAAUUCUAGGAGACAUCUUCGAAUCUAUUAUUGGUGCUAUUUAUCUCGACACUGACAAAAAUCUUACCAAGGUCUGGGAGAUUUUGUAUUCUCUAAUGCACCAGGAAAUUAAGAAUUUCAGUGAGAAAAUUCCCAAGGAUGUCGUGAAAUGCAUUCAUGAGUCGCAGGGGGCACAUCCUCGCUUCUCCAAACCAGAAGUCCUUGAUAAUUCCAGUCUUAUGGUGGCUCUGGAGGUUGUCAUCGGAGGCAAGAAGAGAUUGUUCCAUGGGUUUGGCGCUACUGGAAAGCAGGCCAAACGAGCAGCUGCCAAACAAGCCCUCAAAUUCCUCCAUCGCACCCUACCAGGGUGAAUUUCUUUUUUUUUUCUUUUUUCAUAGUACUGUGUUUUGAAGAAAUAGAAUUUACUUCAUGCACCAUCUUCACUGUUAAUCAACCCCGUCAUUUUUUAUGUAGUCAAAAUGGAGUCUUCAUUGCCUAGUGUCUAAUUAUUAUGUUAUUGUGAAAUGUUUGAUCUUUUUAUAUGAAAAAUUAUUAAUUCAAUAAUGAAGAUUUGAAUUCGAAAUCUGUCGAUUGUGAGGCAACAAAUUAAUUUUUCUUCAAAUCUUAUUGAUUCUCUGAUUUUAUGAAAAUUCCAAUAUUUUCAAUAUACAAUAAGCAUAUAGAUGACAAAGAAAAAACAUACUAUUUGUUGAGCCAAAUAAACUAUUAAUGCUGUUAAUAGGCGCACAGAAUAAAGCUAGAAAAUAGUGAAUUUUAUGGUUUUGGGAUAUAUUGAAUUUGAUUGAAUGAUUCAUUCAGAAUGCACA
Messenger RNA from Fopius arisanus, 5680 nucleotides. It is a transcript of the gene Dcr-2, whose product is annotated as Endoribonuclease Dcr-2. Gene Ontology annotation, biological process: pre-miRNA processing; apoptotic DNA fragmentation; siRNA processing. Gene Ontology annotation, molecular function: DNA binding; RNA binding; deoxyribonuclease I activity. The transcript has 3 exons. Lineage: Eukaryota; Metazoa; Arthropoda; Insecta; Hymenoptera; Braconidae. The record is from RefSeq and is a predicted model, not a curated record. Bases 194 to 5224 code for a protein of 1676 amino acids. Gene Ontology annotation, cellular component: RISC complex; cytoplasm; nucleus.